AUGAUCUUUCUGCGGGCUCUUGAAUCCAAGACCCAAGGGCUGAGGAGAGCUGCCUGGGCAGGCCCCGGGUCUGGCGCCCGGGGUGGUGACGACAGAGUGCUCAGCAUCGCCCUGGGGUCGGUGCACGUGAUCGAUGCCGGGGAGACGGCUCUGGUGGAUGGGCUGCGCGCGGCGCCCUGGGAGUGCGGCAAGGGCGUGGCUGGGAUGCUGCAGCGCUUCUGCUCGCAGUUGGUCAAGCGAGGGCACCCGGGGAUCGAGGUGGCACGACUCAUCCGGGACGACCAGCUGGGGUCCCGGGAGCUGAAGAAAUACCACCUAAUCACCAAGCAGGGCAUCCUUUUGGUCCAGCUCAACGUGUCGGCCCUGCUGGAGGGGCUGGGCGCGCGGCUGGCGGCUCUGUGGGCCUCCGGCGCCUUCUCGCCGCUGCCCACGGAGGCCGUGUCGGAGGCUGGCGGCGACGUAGCACGCCUCCUGCUGUCGCCCUCUGUGCAGCGCGACGUGCUUCCGGGCGGGACCAUCAUCCAGGACUGGCAGCCCUACCGGCCGAGCGAGAGUAACUUGAGCCUGCUGGCGGCCAAGGGCCUGGAGUGGCGCGUGGACAGCCGCGCGCGCCCGCACGCGCCCCUCCCCAUCCCACCUGGCGGCAACGGCACGUGGCGCUACCUCAGCAUCUACACCUUCGGCAGCGACGGCGCGCAGGUUCAGAGCCAGCUUCUGUGGCAUCUGCAGCGCCAGGCCCCGCGUCUCGUCGACCUCAACGUCAUGUGCCAGCUCUUCCUGGCGCCCCAGCUGUGGUUACAGUGGCUGAUUUCUGCCAGGCUGGCUGAUUUCUGCCAGGCUGGCUUGGGGCUCGAGCUGGUCAAGGGUUAUACCGAACAAUACCUGCUGGAGGCCUACAUCUAA
Molecule: messenger RNA, 903 nt
Organism: Lipotes vexillifer (Yangtze River dolphin)
Lineage: Eukaryota; Metazoa; Chordata; Mammalia; Artiodactyla; Lipotidae
Gene: NAT16
Product: N-acetyltransferase 16 (putative)
Source: RefSeq, a predicted model, not a curated record